GGCAUAUAAAAUUACUGAUAAAAUAAAAUUUACACAAGUAAACCCUAGAAAAAACUCAUUUUCCUUCCUCCGAUCGAAGCACCACUCUCCUGCCGAUCAUCUUCUUCUCUCUCCCGUCUUAAUUCUCCUUCAAGGAACGAAAACAAGCGAAAAUGCAAGCUGGUGAAGGUGCCCUGUCUGUUAUGGGUCCACGACCAAUGGACAUAACAUACAGUAGUCAGCAGAAUACGAUGGGCAGUGGGCCGAAUGGGACUCAAAGAACAUCAUGUUUAUUGUCACCUAUCAUGUUGCUGUCUGGUCAUCAGAGCGCGGUCUACACUAUGAAGUUUAAUCCUGCAGGAACAACAAUUGCUUCCGGGUCUCAUGACAGAGAAAUCUUCCUUUGGCACGUGACUGGUGAAUGUAAGAACUAUAUGGUUCUGAAAGGGCACAAGAAUGCCGUGUUGGAUCUUGAGUGGAAUAGUGAUGGAUCGCAGAUUAUUUCUGCUAGUUCAGACAAGACGUUAAGGGCUUGGGAUGUGGAGACGGGGAAACAAAUAAAGAAGAUGUCUGAGCAUUCCUCUUUUGUGAAUUCAUGCAGCCCGUCUCGCAGGGGUCCUCCUCUUGUUGUGAGUGGAUCAGAUGAUGGGACCGCUAAGCUCUGGGAUUUACGUCAAAGGGGUGCUAUACAGACUUUUCCAGAUAAAUAUCAGGUUACAGCUGUUGCCUUUUCCGAUGCAUCGGACAAGAUAUACAGUGGUGGAAUUGACAAUGUUGUCAAAGUGUGGGAUAUUAGGAGAAAUGAGGUGACUAUGACUCUUGAAGGUCAUCAGAAUACGAUAACGGGUAUGCAACUAAGCCCUGAUGGGUCAUACCUGCUUACUAAUGGAAUGGACUGUACUCUUCGUAUAUGGGAUAUGCGUCCAUAUGCACCGCAGAAUCGUUGUGUUAAGAUAAUGGAGGGACACCAGCACAAUGUGGAGCAGAAUCUUCUUAAGUGUAGCUGGUCAUCGGAUGGGAGCAAGGUUACUGCUGGCAGCUCUGAUCGGAUGGUGUAUAUUUGGGAUACCACUUCACGACGCAUACUAUAUAAACUUCCUGGCCAUAGUGGAUCAGUCAAUGAAUGUGUUUUUCACCCUUCUGAACCUAUUAUAGGAUCUUGCAGCAGUGAUAAACAGAUUUAUCUUGGGGAAAUCUAAGGGAUAGCCACUAACCCAGGCAAGUCUUAGUAUGUUAGUGCCUAGCAUUGGUGAUGCCGUAUGGACCAUCUUUUGUGAAUGUACUCGUUGUAGCUACCAUCUAUGUUUCAUUUUUCUUUUUUUCUUAAUUUCUAAAGAUUAGAUGUCUGAUGGGCUGUUGAUGGAUUGGUAAAUCGUUGAAAACUCAAACACAUGAUUUUGUUAUGACAGAGUGUUAUAUGAUGCCAUGUGAGGUUUUGUUUGUCCA
Erigeron canadensis is the source of this 1425-nucleotide messenger RNA. Its product is annotated as U5 small nuclear ribonucleoprotein 40 kDa protein. Gene Ontology annotation, cellular component: catalytic step 2 spliceosome. The record is from RefSeq and is a predicted model, not a curated record. Gene Ontology annotation, molecular function: protein binding; RNA binding. Lineage: Eukaryota; Viridiplantae; Streptophyta; Magnoliopsida; Asterales; Asteraceae. The transcript has 2 exons. Bases 153 to 1178 code for a protein of 341 amino acids.